CUCCUGAGUCAGGCAGAGGAGAGGAAGCAGGCAGAGAGAAAGCAGGGAAAGGAUCUGGUUGCAGGAACGGGUUCAGGUUCCUCUGAGGCAGAGAGGACUCAGUUGGACGCCAGAGAGAGGCCACUGGGUGACAGAAAGACUUCGGCAAAACCUCCUCCAUCUUUUCAUGGUGUCAGAGGGGAAGCGGUGGCUGUGGAAGCAGAUCAGGGUUCAGUGUGCUUUGAAGACGUCGCCGUUUCUUUCACAGACGAGGAGUGGGCAUUGCUGGAUCCUGACCAGAGAGCUCUGCAUAAGGAAGUCAUGGCGGAGAAUCGUGGGAUUGUGGACUCUCUCAGUGGCAAAAUGUUAGAAGUGAAGAACAAGGGAGACCACAGCAAAAUCCAUAUAGUGGAGAUGCUACAUAAAUAUUUGGGGUGCGGGGAGAGCUGCUGUCAGAAGGUCCAUCUCACUUCCCAGGAAAAAACUCGUAGAGGAGAGAAACAAUAUCAGUGCUCGGCAUGUGGAAAGAGCUUCGGUCACAGAACCUACCUCGCAGCCCAUCAGAGAAUUCAUAACGGGGAGAAACCCUUUCAGUGCCAGGAGUGUGGAAAGAACUUCCGGCGGAAGUACCAUCUCAUGUCCCAUCAAAAAAUUCACGCCGGAGAGAAACCAUAUCAGUGCUUGAAAUGUGGGGAAUGCUUUGAGAACAGCACAAGCUUAUGUCUCCAUCAGAGUAGUCACAGUGGGGAGAAACCAUUUCAGUGCCAGGAGUGUGAAAAGAGCUUCAGGCGGAAGGACCAUCUCACCAGCCAUCAAAGAAUUCACUCAGCAGAGACGCCCUUUCGGUGCCAGGAGUGUGGAAAGAACUUCCGUUGGAAGGCGAGUCUCAUUUACCAUAAAAAAAUUCAUACAGGAGAGAAACCGUGUCAGUGCUUGGAAUGUGGAAAGAGGUUUACUGUAAACUCAAGCGUCCGUCGGCAUCAGCGUAUUCACCAUGGGGAGAUGUCGUUUCAAUGCCAAGAGACUGGAAAGAGCCUCGGUCAGAGCACCCAUCUCAUGCACCAUCAGAGAAUUCAUACACGCGAGAAACCCUAUUGAUGCCUGGAAUGUGGGAAGGGCUUCAGCUGCAAGGACCGUCUCACUUCCCAUCAAAGAAUUCGCAGCAGGGAGAAACCAUAUCAGUGCUUGGAAUGUGGGAAGAGUUUCGCCUUUAAGGAAAGUCUUACUUCCCGUCAAAGAACCCACAGUGGCGAGAAACCAUAACAUGGCUUUGUACAAAUUUAAUUUUUGGAUACUUGGUACGUGAGGAUUUCAACAGUGUUUUUUUCUUCUGGCAACUCAGGAAAGAAAUUGACCUUGUCUCUCAAGGCCACGGAGUUCACACCCGAUAUAGGCAGCAGUUCUUUAUACUUCUUAUGCAGAUUUGCAAGGUGCUGGAAUACCUCCUUAUUGUCACGUCUGGGGAGGGGGACAAGAGCAGUUUGGCAGCACUGAUGAAGUUGCCGUCAACACUGAGCAAUUUAGACACGGCCACUUCAAGAGCCUCCCAGUUGCGAAACGGUGGUGCACCUUGUUUACUCUUGCUGCAAGACCUGAACCGCUGGAAAGAAAGGAGUCUCAAUAUGUUCACUGCCCUGGGCAAAAAUGAGGGUGCUCUAAAGGAUGCUGGGCCCAAAAUGGCAAGUCCUCGCAGCUCCCCACCCCUUGCUUAAGGGCUAACUCCAUUUUUCAAUUUCUCUCUCCCACCCCACUCCCCAGCAAAGCCUUUCCCCCAGUGUCGCUGGAGAAGAGGUGAGCAAUCAUUGGAUGGUAGAGUUUAAGGGUUGACACACACCCCCCCGCAAUACUAAGGAAGAACUUGGAACCGUCACCUCAUCUGGGAGCCACAAACCCGCCUGGAUCAAGGUCAGAAGGAUCCUUGUUUGUGGCCUCUUUCCUGUCAGCCUCCGUCUAGCGCAGCUUAUUCAGAAGGCUGGUGGCUCCAACAUGCUAGAAAAGUCACUCCCAGGAGGAGGACAGGAAAGCCCGUCUCCUCCUUACAAAAAAUCCAAAGGAGUGACCAUCAUAGAAUAAUUGUAGAUUUGGAAGGGAUGCCAAAGCUCAUCUUGUCCAACCCACUGCAAGGCAGGAAACAAGGAGAAGAGAAUUUUAUUGCCAUCCCAUUGACCAGCAACACAACCUUCAGUGCAGACGGCUCCUCUUCCGGGUUCCUGCUGGCCAGAAUGUUUUUCCAUAAUGCUCCAUCCCAUUCCCCGGGCUUCACGUGUUCUCUCUUUCCCCCACCCCCAGGAAGUCAGUACAGGUUCUGUGUCCAUUGAGUAUUCUCCAUUCUCACUCAGCUGUUUUGAGGUUCUCCCUCAUCCCCCCCCCCAAGAUAUUUGUGUUAUUUCUGCUUGACAGCCCCUUGUUGGGUGCCAGUCGUGCAGUUUUGGCACCAGAAAGAAUUCCUCGGGAUCCCUUCCCGCUCUACAGUUUCAUGCUGCUACUCAGUAACAAGUUUGCUAUAGGUGUUUUGCAGGGAGGGUGAGAGGCAUGGAGAAAAAGAGGCCCCGUAAUGUCGUCCCCUCCACUCUUGGUGCAUCAGAAGUCAAAGAAGCAUGUUGCUCCGUUGGCAAAGCAGCAGAAUGGCACAAAAGAGUGAGACACUUUCUGUGGGAAAUUGCAGUCAAACAUAGCCAUGCAUGAGAGCUAGUUAGUGCAUGAAGGGGUUAAGACCAGAGAGUUCUGUUCCAAGGCCCAGCUAGGUCAUGCCCCCCUUUACCUCUCUUCCUCCCUCCUCCCACUCUCUCUGUCCAAGGAGGACGUGUCUAAGCUUUGCUCCCAAGUUUAGAGCCCAUGUUUAGAACUAUAUUCUGUAUUUCCUGCCCAAGAGGAUUCUGUCAGCGUUCUCCUUGCAGCUGCAUGGAACAACACAUGUCUCAGACCUUUGAAUCUGUUAAUAAAGUGUUUUAAACUUA
Messenger RNA from Podarcis muralis (Common wall lizard), 2936 nucleotides. The record is from RefSeq and is a predicted model, not a curated record. NCBI's taxonomy places the organism in Eukaryota, Metazoa, Chordata, Lepidosauria, Squamata, Lacertidae.